AGCUCCGGUGUUGCCACACAGAGCAGCCAUUCAUCGGCUCUACAGUCAGCCACACACACUCCCAUGUUGAACCACUGGACAUCUAAAUUGGUAUAACUGUUUUUGCUGAAGCGGAUUUUCAGCCGACGGUGGAAAGGAUUUGGACACUUUUACGCAGAAUUAUGGCUUUGCCCGAGAAGAAUCAGCAGUAAGGGAUCGCCGAAGACUCCGGACAUCAUAUUCAAUUGAAACGAAUCAAUUAACCCACAGUGAACAGUUUGGACUCUCUAUAAAACAAGUUUUGCAUUCGUUGGCUGGUUGUCUUAUCAUUGAAAGUUAAAAAAAAAUGUCCGGCGAGGAGCACAGCCUGUCCGAGGCAGAACUGAGUCCAGGAGGUUCAGACGAUGGUCACUCGCUGUCACCGACUCAACCGGGAGCGCCACCGCGCCAAGACUCACCCCUGACCGGGCCGCCGCAGCAGCUGACCUCGCUGUGCGUCGCGGACGGCAGCGAGGAAGACGGAGGUGACAGAGCCAAAUCAGAAAUGGAGGAUGAUCGCUUCCCGAUCGGCAUCAGGGAAGCGGUCAGCCAGGUGCUGGACGGAUAUGACUGGACACUAGUGCCUAUGCCGGUGCGCGUAAACAACGGAAACAAAGCUAAACCCCACGUAAAGAGGCCCAUGAACGCCUUCAUGGUGUGGGCGCAAGCGGCGAGGAGGAAGCUGGCUGACCAAUACCCCCACCUGCACAACGCGGAGCUCAGCAAGACCCUGGGCAAACUGUGGAGGCUGCUUAACGAGAGCGACAAGAGGCCAUUCAUCGAGGAGGCGGAGAGGCUGAGGAAACAGCACAAGAAGGACUACCCGGAGUACAAGUACCAGCCUCGGAGACGCAAAAACGGCAAACUAGCGCCUGCCAGUGAGUCAGACAGCCAGGGGGAAGGGGAGGCCAGCCACUCCCAGUCACACUACAAGACCCUGCAUCUGGAGCACAACGGCGGGGCUGGGUCUCCUCUGGGUGACCUGCACCAUCACCACCAUCACCACCACCAUCCUGCUGGUCAGGGUCACAGCCCGCCCACGCCCCCCACCACCCCAAAGACAGAGCUCCAGUCUGGGAAACUGUCAGAUGCCAAGAGGGAGGGGGCAGCAGGAGCGGCCGGAGGAUCAGGGGGGUCCAGGGGAGCCCUCGGGGUGGGAGCUGAAGGGGCAUCUGGGGGUCCGUCAUCAUCAAGCUCUAAACCCCACAUCGACUUUGGCACCAUGGACAUCGGCGAGAUCAGCCACGAGGUGAUGUCCAACAUUGAGCCAUUUGACGUGAACGAGUUCGACCAGUACCUCCCGCCAAAUGGCCACCCUCAGAGUGGAACCGGGGCCCCCUCCGCUGGGUCCUCGGCCUCGUCUUACGCAUACGCCCUGGCUGCUGCUAGCGGCCACUCAGCUUGGCUCUCCAAACAGCAGCAGCAGCCUCAGGCCUCUCCGUCUUCCUCCGACCCCUCCAAGGCCCAGAUCAAGAGCGAGUCAGCGGCGGGCAGCCACUACGCCGAGGCCUCGUCCUCUCCCUCCUCAGGCACCCAUGUCACCUACACCCCUCUCAGCCUCCCCCACUAUGGCUCCGCUUUCCCCUCGCUGGCCUCCAGAGCUCAGUUUGAGUACGGAGAGCACCAGGCCCCCGGCGCAUACUAUGCCCACUCCAGCCAGGCCCCGGGGCUGUACUCAGCCUUCUCCUACAUGGGCCCUACACAGAGGCCUCUGUACACUACCAUAGGAGACCCAUCCAGCGUGGCCCCCUCCCACAGCCCCACACACUGGGAGCAGCCUGUUUACACCACACUCACAAGACCUUGAGGGAGACCAGCUGAGCAGAGGGAAAUAUGGGAAGUGUGUGAGUGGAUCUGUGUCUGUGCAAACAUGUCAGUGCGUGUGUGUGUUAGUGUGUGUGUGUGCCCGUGCCAUAUUGAUGUUAGAGGUUUUUACUUUUUUAGCCAAUAUAAUGCAUCCACGGGGGCCUUACAAAAAAAAAAAAAAAUAGCCACAAACUCACACAACAUAAAGUGUGAAUCAUGAGUGAACUGCCAAUCAGAAAUUAAAUAAACUUAACAAACGUGUGCCAUCAUAAACUUUAUUUGUCGGGAUGUACAGC
Molecule: messenger RNA, 2120 nt
Organism: Plectropomus leopardus (leopard coralgrouper)
Lineage: Eukaryota; Metazoa; Chordata; Actinopteri; Perciformes; Serranidae
Product: transcription factor SOX-10-like
Biological process (GO): peripheral nervous system development; enteric nervous system development; neural crest cell migration
Cellular component (GO): nucleus
Molecular function (GO): DNA-binding transcription factor activity, RNA polymerase II-specific; RNA polymerase II cis-regulatory region sequence-specific DNA binding
Source: RefSeq, a predicted model, not a curated record